AUGUUUGAACAUCCGUGGCACGAUCUACCUCUUCAACUGGGUGGAAGCCUAGAGAAGUUCAAUGAGGCCAUCAACCAUGAUCCAAAUUUCAAUGCCUUCACCAAUACCGGACAUCUCCCUGAAGAUAUUUGUUUCUCCAUCAAGUCCGUCGGCAGUGACAAUGCAAUUGUCUUCACUUUCAACCACGGAGCUGCCUACGCGCGAGUGGGCCUGUACACGGAGGCUCUCUUUUCGCUCUCAGCAUUGCCCGUCCAAUGGGAGAAUCUGUUUAAGAAAAACCCAGUUAUGCCUUACCAGAGCUACUGGGCACUCUACGGACAGAAUAUCCGACAAGAAGGGGUGGAGGUCAUCGGUGAUCAGUUGGCCUUUGCCAAUUACGCUCAUAUCUGGCGGACUGCGCUUGAGGUUCUUCAUGAAACUUUCUGUGGUCCCAAUGACGUUUCAUUCCAGCCGGAAUUGGAGGAAGACUUUUUGGUCGGGCGCUACGCUCUCGUUGAGACCAAGGCAUGGGGAAAAUGCAAAAUCUUCUAUGAGCAAAGCGGAACUGGCCCUCAAGACAUAGUCUUUCUACAUACUGCAGGCUCUGACAGUCGGCAAUAUCAUGGAGUCAUGAAUGAUCCGAGGAUGAGAGCCAGAUGUACUAUGACUGCGUUUGAUUUGCCUUCGCAUGGUCGCAGUUUCCCAAGUCCCGCCUACCCUCUUGGUGGACACUUCAAUAGUGAAGACGCCUAUAUCGAGUGUAUUAAAGCAGUGAUCAAAUCUGUAAAACUCAAGAGACCCAUUCUUUGUGGGGCUUCCAUGGCUGGACAGGCUUGCAUUGCUGCAGCCAUUCGGUCGGAUGAAGUUGGGGUGUGCGGAACGAUUCCCCUUCAAGGUUGCGAGAGAGUUGAAAUGCACCGAGAGUGGCAUGACAAGUCUCCUAUCAUUAACAGUGCUACCUUUAACCCCGAAUGGGUCUAUGGGAUGAUGUGUCCCACUGCGCCGUUGGAGAAUCGUAAGCUUCUUUGGCACACAUAUAGCGCUCAAGCUUACGGAAUUUACCACGGUGAUUUGGACUUCUAUUUCAACGGAUGGGAUGGUCGUGGACGAGUGGAAGCUAUUGAUACGCAAAAAUGCCCUAUCUUCUUUCUCACUGGAGAGUAUGACUGGAGCAACACGCCAGAAAUGUCGGAAGAUACAUCCAAGAAAAUCCCAGGGGCAAUGUUUAAACGGAUGCCUAACCUCGGGCACUUCCCUGCAACUGAGAAUCCCGCUAUAUUUGUACCCCAUUUGAUCGAAGCUAUUGAUCACAUUGUAUCUACUGUCAAGUGUUCAGGAAAAUUGUGA
Molecule: messenger RNA, 1326 nt
Organism: Penicillium soppii
Lineage: Eukaryota; Fungi; Ascomycota; Eurotiomycetes; Eurotiales; Aspergillaceae
Product: alpha/beta fold hydrolase
Exons: 3
Coding region: 1-1326 (441 amino acids)
Source: RefSeq, a predicted model, not a curated record